UGUGUAUAUUUUAUAUUAUUCUUUUGCAAUAAAGUAAUUCAGGAUGAGUAACGACUUCGACAGCAAAUUAAUAAAUUUGAUUAAAGCUAAUCGAAUUUUAUAUACAAAGGAAUUGCGCAGCAAUCCUUAUGCAGGUGAAAGAAAGAAAUUGGAACUAUGGCGUCAUAUAGCAACGUCCCUGGGAUGUGAAACCAAGUACUGCAUAUUAAGAUGGAAAUAUCUGCAAGCAAAAAAUCAACCACAGAAACAAAAACUCGGUAAACAGACCGGUGUUAUAAGUUUUUUGCAAAAAUCCCAUAGAUACAAAGUAAGAAAGGAAAAUCAGUUCAAAAACAAUGAACGGCAAAUAUUUCCUAUGGAUGCCGAACAACAAGUAAUCGAAACAAUUUGUGACGAUGAUGAGCUUCAAGAAACUAUGGAUGAACAAUCUAUCAGUCAAUCGAAUUCUGCUCCUGUUAAUAAUAAUCAGCAUAAUGCUACUUUGAAACGAAUAGAAGCUUUGCUAGAAGGUCUUGGAAUAGAAAAUCGACAAAAAGCUGAAAAUCAUAUAAUUGCAUAUCUCUGUAAAUGCCAACUGAGAACCUUAAAUAACGAAGAAAUUGAUAAUAUAUAUAUGUAAUGACGAUUGUAAAGGCAUUAAGGAUUUUUUUUUUUCGAAAAAUAUCAAGCUUUCGUGAUUAAGGCUAACACCACUUGUUCAUAUAACGCGCACAAUAUGCAUGCAGUAAUAUAACGAUUUGUUUACUUCCUAUUUUAAUCGAAUGUAGCAAAAUUGUUAUUGAUUUUUUGAGUUUACUGCUGCGAGAAGUUUGAAGAAGUCGAUGGAUUGACUGACUGGCUAGCGAUGCAACGACAAAGCGAGAGAAAAAAACAGAGGCACGCACAACUCCUUUCUGAAGUGUUUUGUAUAUAUGCAUGUGUUGCUCACACUUUAAACGCGCCACAUAGAGUACCCAUUCAAAUCAAACGAACUUGCUCAACUACAUAAAAAGCGACAGCACAAGUACGAGACAUUAACACAAAUUUAUCGAUUGAUUU
Molecule: messenger RNA, 1038 nt
Organism: Glossina fuscipes
Lineage: Eukaryota; Metazoa; Arthropoda; Insecta; Diptera; Glossinidae
Exons: 3
Coding region: 44-619 (191 amino acids)
Source: RefSeq, a predicted model, not a curated record